This is a messenger RNA of Nelumbo nucifera (sacred lotus), 965 nucleotides long. NCBI's taxonomy places the organism in Eukaryota, Viridiplantae, Streptophyta, Magnoliopsida, Proteales, Nelumbonaceae. The record is from RefSeq and is a predicted model, not a curated record.
UCCCUUCAUCAUAUAAAGAUUUAAAGGGCUAGAAAACCAGUGAAGCUUUCUUCUUCUCUAUAGAAAACCCAUUUUGCUUCUCGAGUUCUGCUUCUCGUUCCUGCACCUUUUGGUAGCAAUGAAGGAUAUUGAGAUGAAGAAGACCAGCAUGGGCAGAAAGAAGAUUGAGAUUUCAAAGAUAAAACUGAAAAAACACCUGCAAGUCACCUUCUCCAAGCGACGAGGAGGACUAUUCAAGAAAGCGAGUGAGCUUUGCAUCUUAUGUGGUGUUGAGAUCGCUGUAAUUGUCUUCUCGCCGGCCGGCAAGUUGUUCUCCUUCGGCCAUUCAUCUGUGAACUCUAUUGUGGACCGCUUCCUCGCCAGCCAGAACUUCGAUCCUCCUCUCCACAACGUCGACGGUAAUGGAUUCCCACAUGUCAACAUGCAACAGAAAAAAUACAUAGAGAUCCUCAAUCAACUGGAAGCCGAGAAGAGGCGAGAAGAAAAGCUAGCACAGUCGAGGAAUACGGGAGAUCAAGAUUUCGUCCAUGGCCAGUGUUGGUGGAAUUCUAUAGCCAUUGAUGAUUUUGGGUUGUACGAGUUAGAACAGUUGAAGUCGUCCCUGGAAGGACUGAAGGAAAAGAUCAACAAACGAGUUGAUGAACUACUGAUGGAGGCUUUUCUCUAGCUGGGAAUUCAGUUGGGUUGGUAGAACCCUUUCCGUUCAUGCAACAAAGUCUACUAGCUUAGCCGUUCUACCGUGUCCUAGAUUUCUGUAAAUGAAGGUUUUUUGUUCAUUUUUCAUCUAGCUAGGUUUAUUAGGAUUGUUGUCUGUUUUUUUUUGGUAAGAAGGAUGGUUGUCUGUUGAUCACUACUUUCUAAUGAUCGUUGUGAUCGAAACAACCCAUCUCAUGGUUCGAAUUAGUUUUUGAAUUUUCUUCAUCAAUGGAUCAAUCUUGAACAAGCACAUUAUAUUUUAAAUUUUU